Messenger RNA from Parascedosporium putredinis, 2922 nucleotides. The record is from the annotation of a GenBank genome assembly. NCBI's taxonomy places the organism in Eukaryota, Fungi, Ascomycota, Sordariomycetes, Microascales, Microascaceae.
AUGUCUACCUUCCAGUCCGAUCAUUUCGUCAAGCCAAGCGCCCGAAUUGACCCAGACAUCGAGUGCAUCGAUUUCUUCCUCCGAGGCGUCGACGGAAGCCCCUGCUUCAACGACUUCCGCCGUGCGAACUUCCUCGUCUACGAAAAGCUCGAAGUCGGUCUCGACAAGCACGCUCAGCACAUCUUCCUCGCUGGCGCCGACCUCGACCUCCUCCCUGACUUCUUCCACGGAGACCAAGGCAACCGAGAGCACCCCGAAGCCUUCGUCGAGUACCCCAUUGAGCACUUCUUCCAGCACUUCGUCGAGCACCUCGACUACCUCGUCGACUACCUCGUCGAGCAAGUCUUCAAGCACCUCGACUACCUCGUCGAGCAAGUCUUCAAGCACCUCGACUACCUCGUCGACCACUUCGUCGAGUAUAAGAAUUCUUCUUCGGCGCCUGUCAAGACAAGUGAUAGGAAGACUAGCGCUCCUGAGUCUUCCACCAAAGCUCCCGAGACCUCCACCAAAGCUCCUGAGACCUCCACCCAGGCUCCGACUUCUGUGAAGAGUACGUCCCAAACUCAGAAGCCGGAAUCGACCAAGGAGCCUGUCACGACGGAAUCCGAGACGCCGAGUCCGACAACCACCUCUGAGGCCCCUGCUCAGACCGAGUCGAAGGCCCCAGUCCCAGAGCCUACGGAUGUUGAGGAAGAGCCCCCAAGGCCAGAAACCUCCUCCAGGCAGCCGACCCAAGCCGACUCCCCCGGACCUGCCCCGCAGCCUGAGCCUCAGCCCACCGGCCCUGCCCCGACGGUCCCUCCUGGUAAGCCUGAGCCUACGGUAACGCGUGAGACUCCGACGGACUGCACGGAAAUGCGCUACCACGGCCUGCGAGAGCUGGAUUCCCCGACCGAAACCAUCUGGAAAUCCCGAUCGUGCACGAAGACGUACACGGAGACAGCUUACUGUGAGAAGCGGUGUACCAAGGUUAUCAAGCCUGAGAGCACGGAUACCGGGUACACCACUCGAACGGACUGUCCCAAGACGGCGACGUGCACUCCGACGGUGGUGUGCGAUACCCUGACGACAACAACCACGACAUCGUACACGACUCGCACAGAGGAGCCGACGCCCGGUUGCUUGGCCAAGAGGAACUCAAUCGACAGCCACGCCAAGUUCCUCCUCGCGUUCGGAGCGAUUGACGAGAUGGGUGACCCGGAGAAUUUCGACCCCAACAAGCCGGUGCCCUCUCCGAGUGCUUCUCAAGGUGGCCUCAAGGCAGCUGCUGCUCCUGAGGUCACUGCGGUUGCAAUGGUUCCCCGCGAUCCCUCCACCGCCGCCUUAGUACCAGCCGUUGCCGCCCAAAGCGAUGUUCCGGACAAGCCCGUCGAGUACCUUGCAUACAAGGAUUUGCUAACGACCCCGACCAUAUGGCCCGGCGGCGUAAGUUCUUGGUGGGAGCGGGUACAGGAACAAUUGUUCCUCAACGGCGCGGGAUCUCCUCUUCUCCUGGCCGCAACGUUCUGGAAGGACCAAUACGCGCCGAACCACGCGCUGUUCUCGCCCUUCGCCGAAACUCCGAUCGCAACCGGUAUCAAGAACCUCCUCGGGUGUCCGACGUUUGCCAAUCCGGAAGUGGGCGAGGACCCCGCGACAGCCACGCCGUACGAUGCGGAUGCGGCGUACGAGGACCGGGUGACCAAGUUCCUGAAGGAGGGCAAUUGGUACGGCGCCAUGGUGGACGAGUACGGGACUAUGGCCAAGAACGAGUCGAGCAGGGCUUCAGCAUCGCUCGUUGAUCUCACGAGCAGCGGCGGCCCUCUGGCCCAAAACACGAGUUCUUGGUUGUUCCUCACGUUGAUCCGACCAUCGCCUUCCGCCGAGCCCGAAGGACGCGACAACCCGGACGACACGAUCGACAGGCUCCGAGACGACUUGGCCAAGCUUCUCGGCAUCCCGGAGAGCUCGGCUCGAGUCAUUGAGUACCCCAACAACGUCUCGGAAGAGUGGAAACUCCUUUCUCGGAUUCCUGGAUGGAACAGGGCCAAGAACGACUACUGGGUCAGGAACGCGGGCCACAACGGCGUCUUCAUCCAGUACGCGCCUGGGGCUACCUUGAGCGCCAGGGAUAAGACAGCGCCGCACCGGCACCUCAAGGUCUGGUUCAACAAGGAGCUCAUCAUGCAGGAGAUGUGGUGCCCUGGCCGCGGCAAACUCAAGAGGCCGAGACUGCCCGAUCCCAUCUGGAAGCCGAUCGAGGCACCGGUACCGCCCGGGGACCAGCUCGCGCCCAAAGACAUGUAUGAGAGGGCGGCCGCCGAGCACAACAGUCACAGGGAAUUGAAAUGUGCCAAGGAACCGCCCACCAAGAUCUGCACGAUGGACGUCUCACAAACGGUCCUCCCCGUCUGGAAGCCCAAGGUCAACGGAGUCAUGGACAUCAUCGACGAGCAGGGCCGACGCGCGCACAUUCAAGAUUACAGCGUGGAGUUUGGUCAGUUCGUCACGUCCCCUCCGGACCAGAACAAGCUCGGGUUCAACGUGACGGCGGUGUUCGACGGCGACUGGGACGAUCACGUCGUUCAAUCCGGGUACGGCUGCUCCUGCGUCGACGGGGUCUGCGACAUCUUCUCGCCGGCGUGCUGCGGGCAAAACAGCGACUGCCCGGCCGCGUGCGUCUGCGAGGGGACUACCUGCACGCCCGAUUCGCCGGCGUGCUGUGCGCUGGAUACGUGCCGGACUCGCGACUGGAACGAUAUCCGGGACUACCAGUUCAGACAGUGGGACGUCCGGAUCAUGGUGGAGGGCGAGAGGGGCCUCAUCUUGACGCAGGAUGGGAUUUCCAACCGCUUCAACUGCACUUCGACGGAGUGGCAGAAUCUCCCGGAGAGCCCGAUCCCUGGGUGGUGCACACCGAAAUGGUCACCCACGAUGCUUUAA